Molecule: messenger RNA, 2951 nt
Organism: Erpetoichthys calabaricus (reedfish)
Lineage: Eukaryota; Metazoa; Chordata; Cladistia; Polypteriformes; Polypteridae
Product: gastrula zinc finger protein XlCGF28.1-like
Exons: 4
Coding region: 466-1935 (489 amino acids)
Biological process (GO): regulation of transcription by RNA polymerase II
Molecular function (GO): DNA-binding transcription factor activity, RNA polymerase II-specific; RNA polymerase II cis-regulatory region sequence-specific DNA binding
Source: RefSeq, a predicted model, not a curated record
UUGUGACUGCAGCCCGAUGGAGACGAACAGAACGGAAUGAAAACAAAGAGCGGCGUCGAGGUGGAGUGUAGGUAAGCAAUUGCAGAAUCGAGUCACACAGAGAAGAGUGGAGCAGGAGUCCCGGUGAGACGAGGACGGCGAGCGACUGUGCUAAGAUUAAAACUGAGAAGAAGGUGGAUUGAACUUCCAAAACAGUCGUCGACUACAGAGGUGUCCAGAGGAAAGGUGCAAGAGAAGAGGUGUGAGGAAGAGUCAUCUUGAAAACGGCAGCCAUGACACAGAGGAGGUCAGUUAAAAUGAUAUAAAGCAGCCUCCUUCCCAGUCUUUAUGGUCAUGUAGUGAGAUGUCUUAUGGCCUCCAGUCCUUGGCUGUCCAUCUGAGGAGGGAAUCCUAGAAGAGAAGAAGCAGACAUUUUGGACGGAGGGAAGUUUUCCACAGAGCGUGGCCUCAGCUGAAGUUGAUGACAUGGAUCAAGGAGCAGCACACAUUAAACAGGAGGACUGUGAGUACGGUGUACCAGAGGUGGUAUGUGUGAAGCUGGAGGAUUGUGAAGGAGGACUUUCGGUUUUUAAAGAGGAGGAGACUGGUGACAUUAAAGUUGAGGAUUCCAAGGAUUUCUCGGUUAGUCUCGAAAUGCAGACGCAUGAAGCUGGGAGCAUUUUCAACCAAGAUGUUUCGGAAGAAUCUCAUUCCAGUUUACCGUCCUGGUUCAGUAAUGAGGAAAAUCUGGCAACCCUGCAGAAUUCCAUCAAAGUGAAAUCUGAGUUCUCUGAAUUUGAAAUGAAAAUCGAUGAAGGAAAUGGGGGAGAAGAAGAAGAGCAGCAAUCAUCUAGGAGUGCAGGAAUAAAUUUCCAAGAGAAUGGUAGUUCCUCUUUGCCUUCAUUUGCUCAGCUGUCUCUUCUGUGCAGACUGCGCCAUAAAUUAGACAAGCAGAAGAUGACGAAAUCAACAAUAGGAUCAGAAAAUUUGACAGCAGCCUCUUUGCAGAGUUGUUCUCCUCCUGUUGUCCAACAAAGAAGGGAAGGAGCUAUCGGCACUGACCAUCAAGUGUGUGAACACCUCAUUCAAAAUGGAGAGAAGCCCUAUUGUUGUUCUGAAUGUGGUAAACAAUUCUCAUUGCUAAGCUAUCUUCAGAGACACAAAAGAAUCCACACUGGAUGGAAGCCCCAUUGUUGUUCUGAAUGUGGCAAACGAUUCUUAGUACCAAGUAAUCUACAGAGGCAUGAAAGAAUCCACACUGGAGAGAAGCCAUUUUCUUGUUCUGAAUGUGGGAAACGAUUUGCUUUCAGUAGCUCUCUUCAGCGUCACACAGUGAUUCACACUGGGGAAAAGUCAUAUUGCUGUUCUGAAUGUGGAAAACAUUUCUCACAACUUGGCCAUCUUCAGAGGCACACAAAAAUCCACACUGGAGAAAAACCUUAUUGCUGUUCAGACUGUGGCAAGCGAUUCUCUGACGGCAGCAGUUUUCGACUGCAUACACAAAUUCAUGCUGGAAUGCAACUAUAUAGCUGUUCUGAAUGUGGUAAACGAUUCUCAAAAGUAAGCCAUUUUAAUAGCCACAGUAGAAUCCAUAAUGGAGAAAAACCUUUUUGCUGUUCUCAAUGUGGCAAAAAAUUCUCUGAUAAAAGUUCUCUUCGGUAUCACACUCUAAUGCAUACUGGAGAGAAACCAUUUGUCUGUUCUGAAUGUGGCAAACGAUUCUCACACCCAAGUCAUCUUCAGAGGCAUACAAGAACACACACUGGAGAGAAACCUUAUUGCUGUUCUGAAUGUGGCAAACGAUUCUCAAUAACAAGCAAUCUACAGAGGCACACAAGAACCCACACUGGAGAGAAACCUCAUUGUUGUUCUGAAUGUGGCAAACGAUUCUCACUACUAAGCAAUCUUCAGAGGCACGCAAGAACCCACUCUGGAGAGGAGAAAAAGAAACAAUAGCAAAAUACCAAGAAAUGCUGUCUGAGAAAUGCCAAAUGUGUGACAUAAAAACAGAAAUAGUGCCUUUUCCAGGGUCAACGGGGCUAAUAAAGAGAAACUUUCAUGCCCAUCUUGACAUACUACCAGUUACAAUAACUCCUUAUGAACUGCAAGGAGAAGCCUUAUUAGGAACAAUGAAGGUCCUACAGUGAGCCUUCGUGGCAAACUUAUGAGACUGAGAAAUUAAUCAUUGCAAUUAGACUAUCCUGACUAAAGAGUGAGGUUCACUCCUAUUCUGAUAGUAAGUGCACCAAGAAAAUGUGGAAAAAUUAAGCCCAAGACAGAGAGAUGCCACAUUGCUGCUCCGAUUGUGGUAAAAGAUAUGCCAGUUUGUUUAAACAUACAAAAAUCCAAACUGGAGGGAAAACCUGAUUGUUGUUCUAAAUAUAAUAUACAAUUUUCAGUUUUAUGUGAGCUUCUUGGACACUAAAGACUUUACCCUGGAAAUAAGGAGGUCCUGAGGAGUCCUGACUAUUAUGAUCUUGAUGUGUAACUUCAGGUGGCCGACUCCAUUGUGUAAUCAAUCUAACCCUAAUGUUACUACUUUCUUACUAUUAUGAUAAACUAGGGGGCUCUGCUGCCUGCUCUCUUCGCUCGCCAACCCCCGUGCGGUCGCUACACACUUGCCUCUAUGCAGUUCUGCCGCUCGCGUGUGGGGAAGCGGAUAUACAAUUUAAACAGAUUGUUAUUUUCAUGGGAAUUGUUACAUAUGCAUAAUAGAACUAACUAUUUUACAUUACAGUGAGUAAUUAACUAUAGUAAAAAUAGUAAAACGUAAUAAAUUGCGUUCGAGGUAUUAGUUGUGUUAUACGUUUUCAUUCUGUUUGGCUUUGAAAUUAACAUGCAAAUACUUUUUAAACUUACACUUUUACUGUAAAACAUAAGUAUAAACAAUAUUUGGAAUUAACUUUUCUUCAAGAUGACAUUGAAUUUUGAUUCCGUGUUUGGACUUUCAUUGUGACAACGCAACAUGUAAC